Molecule: messenger RNA, 1477 nt
Organism: Prorocentrum cordatum
Lineage: Eukaryota; Dinophyceae; Prorocentrales; Prorocentraceae
Source: the annotation of a GenBank genome assembly
AUGAGCCACCUCGGGCACGUUUCUGCUGCGCUCUUUCCGUUCCCGUGCCGGCCCAGGUCUAACACGCUUGUGGCCCAUUUAGUCAGCGAUUGCAUCUUCCUAUUCGUCUUUCCAUGCAUCACCAUCCUGUUCCGCCCUCCUCACCCCCCUCUUGCGUUCUGGCCAAUUUUUCUGGAUAUAGACGUCUUCUCCCCCUGUAAUGUUUUGUGCGCGGAGGUGUACAACUCCAAGAAGGUGUUGGAGGCUGGCCAGGAGUUCAAGUUGGUUACAGACUACAGUGUCAAGGGCGACGAGAAUCACGUCGCGAUCACCUAUAGCAGGUUGCCCAAGGACAUCAAGGUGGGCCAGCAGAUCUUGGUGCAGGACGGCACUGUCAUUCUCGACGUCACGUCGACGGGAGACGACUUCGUUAUGUGCAAGGUCAGAAACAAGUGCAAGCUCGGCGAGAAGAAAAACGUUAACGUGCCCGGCGUCAAGAUCGACCUGCCGGUCGUUGACGAGCGCGAGAUCAAGGACAUCAAGGAGUGGGCCAUCCCGUCGAAGGCCGACUACAUCGCGCUGAGCUUCGUGCAGUGCGCGCAGGACAUCCUGGAUUGCAGGAGAAGCACAGCGGCCCCGACAUCAAGAUCUGAAGGCGAAGAUCGAGAAUGUCGAGGGCAUGAAAAACUACGACGAGAUCCUGGCCGUGGCCGACGGGAUCAUGGUUGCCAGAGGAGACCAUGUGACCUGGGCAUGGAGAUCCCAAUGGAGAAGAUAUGGAUGGCGCAGAAGUGGAUGAUCAAGAAGGCGAAGGAGGCUGGCAAGAUUGUGGUCACGGCCACCGAGAUGCUCGCGUCGAUGGAGGAACGACAAGCCCUUCCCCACCAGGGCCGAGGCAUGCGAUGUCGCCAACGCAGUGUUGGACGGCACCGACAUGGUGAUGCUCAGCGGGGAGUCCGCCAACGGCGACUUCCCGGUGGAGUCGGUGACCAUGAUGAGAAGGACGAUCGUCGAGGAGGCGGAGAAGGCAAUGGCGGAGAUGUGAGCUGCCCCCGUCCCCAGUGCAGGCCAUCUUGAUGAGGCGAGGCGCACACACGUGUUUCUCUGAACUCCGCGCUGGUUUUCUCUGCUCGGCGCUGGCACCCCUUGAGGGCGCCCCCGACGCCGCCCCUGGCACCCCAGAGACAUCGGAUUUGGGAUUCUCGGGCGCCCCGACUUCCUCGGCAGGUCGACGGGGGGCGGCGGCGGCCGUCUCCGCGCUCGGGCCGGGUGCGCGGAGCACCUCGGGGUGCCCGUGGAUUUUGGCCCGCGCUGUGAGCGGCCGGCCCCUCCCACGAGGGAGGCCUAGGGCCACGCUCCAGCGGCACCGCGCCGAGGCGGUCGGGCGCGGGCGAGGCCGGCCCGUACUCGGGAAAAGGGCCUCUUCGUCGGGCGUCGUUCGCACGCUCGCCUGCUACCUUCCCGCCGCUCCUCGCCGCCGCUGCCCCCUGCUCUCGGA